AAAAUAAACAUUAGCAGACGGAUGUUAUUGUGAUAGAUCGUCACAUGAUUUAUCACAUGAUUGUUAAUUUGUACAUGUAUUUAUCCAGUGCACCUUACACACCAUAUACUAUAUAUAAGUAUGGCAAGUGCGCCUCCCCCUUAUCAACAAGCCCCUGCAGGAGCCUACCCACCACCAGCUGGAGCCUAUAGUCAACAGCCCCCUCCUGGAGCGUAUCCUCCACCCGCAGGAGCAUAUAAUCAGGGAGCCCCUGCGGGAGCGUAUCCCCCAGGGCAAGCCCCAUUUGGUGCAGCCCCACAACCUAGCUAUCAGACCCACACCACAUAUAACUAUCAAGUGCCACCUCAACAGAAAACAAUAUAUGUCCAAAGCAAUGCUGGGGGCUACGAUAGAGGGCGGGGUGAUCAGGCUGCCGAGGAUUGUUGUUUACUAGCCUGUUGCUGGGCAACCCUUUGCUGCUGUCUCCUUAACAACUAAGCACUCAAUGAACAAACAGCAUCUCAAUUCUCAAUAAUAUGACUGUUUCAAAUUUAUAUCAAAUUGUUUUCCA
This is a messenger RNA of Owenia fusiformis, 550 nucleotides long. The record is from the annotation of a GenBank genome assembly. NCBI's taxonomy places the organism in Eukaryota, Metazoa, Annelida, Polychaeta, Sabellida, Oweniidae.